AUGCUACGACCAAAGACAGUUCUAAUUUGUUGGUCCCGUAGCAGGCUUCGGCAGCCACCGCGUCCCGGUUCUCCUCCCGGCACUUCGCCGUUGCAGCUGCCUCGUGGUCAGGUCUUUAUGUCCCUCAGGCGGAUCGGUCAUUGGCCGUGUGCAGGCCAUUUGGCAUUGCCAUACAGCGGUGGUCGGCGACUGUCGCCGGGCAGUGGUGCGAACGAACGCGUCGGCGAGGGCGCUAAUAAGGCUAAGGGGAACAGCUGCUGUUCGGUCGGCUUCCGAUGCCCCGAUGCCGGUCUCUUUUUCUGGCCUCCGGACACGGUUAUUGCAGCCACCGACCGAAGUUCGAACAGGCAGCAUCGGUCGUUAAAACGGUCGUUGGACGCAUCCCGGACCCGAACGCUUUGCUUACUGAUUGAAACUCGUACUAAUGGCGCUAAUUGCGUUACAUCUGCGAGCAGAUGGCUGUCGCAGAGUCAACCCUGUGACAUGGGAUCCAUUAAACUAAUGAAGCCAGUGCCUUCGCUUCAGACGGGCGAAAAUCUACUUACCGAAUGA
This is a messenger RNA of Soboliphyme baturini, 552 nucleotides long. The record is from the annotation of a GenBank genome assembly. Lineage: Eukaryota; Metazoa; Nematoda; Enoplea; Dioctophymatida; Soboliphymatidae.